AGCAGCCAGUAUGUGGGACACAGCGUGUUGCGCUAAUUGUUUAGUGUCUCAGAGUCUCAUUGGAGAUUUUUGUCUCUAUAUGUGAAUUAACCUUCCUGUCUCCUUCAUUAUACCUCUCUUUUUCCUUUUUCACUCUCUACCUGUCGCUUAUCUGCACUCUUUCCUUCUGCACCUUCAACUCAUUCGUUCUUUCUGGGUCUUUCCCUUCAUCUGUCACUUUGUCUCCGCUCCUUGUCCUACAUCCCAUUAACGCCCCUUCCUUUCUCGGCUGAAACCUGUUACAUUCUUGCCCAUCGUCCUUCUCCUCCUUGUCCUCGCCGUCCUUCCCCCACCAUCCACUCUUGGGCUCAAGGUCUUUUGCAGCAUCCUCCAGGCAUCAUGUCCACCCCGGUGUCCCCUUCCCCCUCCCUCUCGCCACUGACUGUGGCCUCCCCCACGUCUGCAACCUCCCCCCUGCCCUCGCCUCUCUCCCCUCCACCCAGGGUUCCCGUGUUUCAGAGGAAAGGAGCGCUCAAACACAAGAGGAUUGUCGAGGUGAAAGACCAUCAGUUCACAGCACGCUUCUUCAAACAGCCCACCUUCUGCAGCCACUGCACCGACUUCAUAUGGGGCAUCGGGAAGCAGGGGUUCCAGUGUCAAGUUUGCAGUUUUGUUGUCCAUAAAAGAUGUCACGAGUUCGUAACCUUCACGUGUCCCGGAUCGGUGACUGCCCCCAGACCUGAUGACCUGAAGAGUCGACACACGUUUAAGGUCCACACGUACUCCAGUCCCACGUUCUGCGACCACUGUGGCUCGCUGCUGUACGGCCUCUUACACCAGGGCAUGAAAUGCACCAGUUGUGACAUGAACGUCCAUCGGAGGUGCGAGUCCAGCGUUCCCAGCCUCUGCGGUCAGGAUCACACCGAGAAGAGAGGAAGAAUCCAUCUGACCAUCAGAGGAGACAAGGAGGACAUUUAUGUUACAGUGCGGGAGGCUCGCAACCUGAUGCCCAUGGAUCCAAAUGGUUUAUCAGACCCAUACGUCAAACUAAAACUGAUCCCAGACCCAAAGAGCCACAGCAAACAGAAAACCAAGACCAUCCGAUCAACGCUCAAUCCCGUCUGGAAUGAGAGUUUCACCUUCUCAGUACGUGGAAACCAGUGGGACAGGCGUCUGUCGGUGGAAGUGUGGGACUGGGACCGGACCUCCAGGAACGACUUCAUGGGAGCGCUCUCAUUCGGCGUCAGCGAGAUCUUCAGGCGUCCCAUCAGCGGUUGGUUUAAGCUCCUGGCACAGGAUGAAGGAGAGUACUACAACAUUCCUGUACCGGACCCAGACCUGCAGGAACCUCAACCAGAUGUUACAGCAUCCUGUCUGCCCCAGGUCAUACCUAGCCCGGUCCCAGAGCCGUUCCCUGUGGCCCUGUCCCCAGCCCUGGUCCCGUCCUGCGCCACCGUGCACUCUCCAGGUCCUGGCAACGUGAAGUUGAGCAUCCUGGACUUUAACUUCCUCAUGGUGCUGGGCAAAGGCAGCUUUGGAAAGGUGCUGCUGGCAGAGGAGCGAGGCAGCGAGCGUCUGUUCGCCAUUAAGGUGCUGAAAAAAGACGUUCUCUUCCAAGACGAGGACACGGAGAGCGCUCUGGUGGAGAGGAGGGUUCUGGCGCUCCCCUCGCGCCCUCACUUUCUCACAUCGCUCUACUCAGCCUUCCAGACCGAGGACCGUCUGUACUAUGUGAUGGAAUACGUCAACGGUGGAGACCUUAUGUUUCACAUUCAGCAAGUUGGGAAGUUCAAAGAGCCUCACGCAGCGUUUUACGCAGCAGAGAUAGCUGUUGGACUCUUCUUCCUCCACAGCAAAGGCGUCAUCUACAGAGAUCUGAAGCUGGAUAACGUGCUGCUCGACAGUGAGGGCCACAUAAAGAUCGCUGACUUCGGGAUGUGCAGGGAGGGCAUGUUCGAGGGCGACACCACACGCACGUUUUGUGGCACUCCCGACUACAUCGCCCCUGAGAUUGUGGCGUAUCAGCCGUAUAAUAAAGCGGUGGACUGGUGGUCUUAUGGAGUUCUGCUGUAUGAAAUGCUGGCAGGACAGCCACCAUUUGAUGGUAUAGAUGAAGAGGAGCUGUUCCAGUCCAUCAUGGAGCAGAGCGUCUCGUACCCAAAAACUCUCUCUCGUGAAGCUGUAGCUAUCUGCAAAGGACUCCUGACAAAGCACCCGGGCAAGCGUCUGGGUGGAGGAGAGGACGCAGAGCGGGACAUCAAGGAUCAUCUGUUCUUCCACUGGAUCGACUGGGAACGGCUGGAGAGACUGGAGAUCCAGCCGCCGUUCAAACCCAGAACUGGUGGGAAGAAAGGUGAGAACUUCGACAAGUUCUUCACAGCCGCUCCGUCGGUCCUCACUCCGUCCGACCCAGACGUGCUGGCAGUCAUCAACCAGGAGGACUUCCAGGGUUUCUCUUUCCUCAACCCAGAGUUUGCCCCCUCGCCUCUGACAGCCGUCUGAAAACAGACGUCCUCCUCUGAAUGUCUCUUUUGCUUCUAAUUCUAGUUUCAUAGCAGAGAAUUUGAGCACAAGAACUGGCAGCGAGCGUUUCACGUUUAAACAAUUUCUGACGUUUACAUGAAAAUGCCCACAUCGUUUGGUGUCUACACACCCUUUUUAACUUAAAUAUGUGCUAAUUACACACGAGCAUCAACAAUACAA
Nematolebias whitei (Rio pearlfish) is the source of this 2682-nucleotide messenger RNA. RefSeq names its product protein kinase C, gamma (gene prkcg). Gene Ontology annotation, molecular function: ATP binding; diacylglycerol-dependent serine/threonine kinase activity; zinc ion binding. Lineage: Eukaryota; Metazoa; Chordata; Actinopteri; Cyprinodontiformes; Rivulidae. The record is from RefSeq and is a predicted model, not a curated record. The coding region runs from base 379 to 2481 and encodes 700 amino acids. Gene Ontology annotation, biological process: protein phosphorylation. The transcript has 16 exons.